Molecule: messenger RNA, 351 nt
Organism: Linum tenue
Lineage: Eukaryota; Viridiplantae; Streptophyta; Magnoliopsida; Malpighiales; Linaceae
Source: the annotation of a GenBank genome assembly
UGGUCCCGUAACCGUACCGGUCCCGCCAUACCCGGACUCGGUCUUGUCCGACCCGUAACUGGUCUCCUUUCGGUCGUAACCGGUCUCUACCUCGGCGUUCUGAUGGUCGAAACCGUACUUGUCGCGGCCCACGGCUCCGUAGCCAGAUCCGGUCUGGUUCAGGUCAGAUCCGUAAUCGGACUUCUCCUGGCCGUAAGUACCGGUCCGUUCGUCGGACCCGUACUCGUCACCUCGGCCGCCUCCGUAUCCACUCUCGGUCCCGGUCUGGUCGGACCCGUAGCCGGUUUUCUUGUGACCGUAACUGCCGGUCUCUUCAGCGGUCCGGUCGUCCCCGUAGCCGGUUUCGGUCUU